AUGAGGUUUUCCCCGGACAGCCUGGGGCUGGUGGCCAGCUCGGCGCUGGCCUGGCUGCUGCUGGAGGUGCUGAGCGUCCUGCUGAGCCUCUACCUGGUCACCGUCAGCACCGACCUCACCCCCAUCGACCUCCUGGCCUUCGCCGGCUACAAAUACGUGGGGAUGAUUGUGGGGCUGCUGGCCGGGCUGCUGCUGGGCAGGGCCGGGUACUACGCGGCGCUGAGCUGGUGCUGCCUCAGCAUCUUCAUCUUCAUGAUCCGGACGCUGAGGCUGAAGCUGCUCUGGGAUGCCUCAACCGAGGGGGUUUAGGGGCAGAUUUUGGGUGUCUUUAAUGGGAUUUUUGUGGGAAUUUUGGGAUUUGAGGACCUGGAAAACCUUAAUUCCAACAUUCCAAAUCCGGAAUUUCCCGGAAUUCCCGCAGAUCCGGAGGCUGAGGCUGAAGCUGCUCUGGGAUGCCUCAACCGAGGGGGUUUAGGGAUCCGGACGCUGAGGCUGAAGCUGCUGUCCGAGGCGGCGGCCGAGGGCGUUUAUGGGCUGAUUUUGAGUAUUUUAAAUGGGAUUUUUGUGGGAAUUUUGGGAUUUUAG
Messenger RNA from Lonchura striata (white-rumped munia), 585 nucleotides. The record is from RefSeq and is a predicted model, not a curated record. NCBI's taxonomy places the organism in Eukaryota, Metazoa, Chordata, Aves, Passeriformes, Estrildidae.